GUACUAUGUGGCUGGUCAAAGAGAGGUAACUAUUACAAAAAUAACUGUUUCUUUAUUUUUAAAAUACACGUUCUAACCUUGUCAUAUUGUUACGACUACCGGAGAAUUACAUGUUGCCGCAGGUGGAUAGAACAAUUUUAACUGACAGUUGUCAAUGUGGAGUUUGCGAGGAAUCCGUGUAGUGCAGGUAUCGAACAGUCAGGGAGGGGAUAGCAUUGUAGGAACAAUAACUGAGGUGAAUUAUAAUGAGGAGACAAUAACAGUAUUUUGGGAUGAUGGUGGAGAAGCCGUCUACCCAUGUACAGAGGGCAACCAUUGUCUAAAGAUAUUAGAUAAUGCACCCACAGGUGUGAGUCACAGAGGCAUAAGCUGCACAGGAUGCAAAGAAUCAGAGAUUGCGGGGAUGAGGUGGGUGUGUUUGCAAUGCCAGGAAGUAAACAUGUGUUCCAUCUGCUACAUGUCCAGGAAACACAACACAGAACAUGAGUUUGGAAGGGUCACUCACCCUGAUUCUUCAGUAAUUAAAGUCGGAAAAAGGAAAACUAGCAGCUGCGUAAAAUGUAGAGGAUUUUUUCCUGGAGCUAAAGUGAAAAGAGGUCCACACUGGACGUGGGGAAACUCUAAUGGAGGGGAGGAGGUUCAUGGGGUGGUACGGGACAUCUGUGACUGGGGACCUAGAGGAUACCGUGGGGCGGUCAGGGUGUGCUGGGAGAACAAGAAGCGCACCGUGGAACAGUACCGAGUAGGGGGCGAUGGAGAGGUGGAUCUAACAGCAGUUAAGCCUGCAGACGGGCCCACUUACUACCCUGACCAUUUACCCUAUGUUGAUCUUGAGCACGUGGCUCCAUGUGAGUACAGGAUUGGUGACAAAGUCCAGAUAAAUCUCAGCACGUCGGAACUGAGAGUCUUACAAUUGUCCAGCAGUUGUGGUUGGCAAGAUCAGAUGGCUUCUUGUAUAGACAAUAUUGGGACCAUUACCCACAUUUCCUCAGCAAGUCAAAGCAGGGUCCACUACCAGAACGGACAAGUGUUUCACUUUGAGAAAAUUGUGCUUACAAAAGUACAUCGAUUGGAGGGAGGGGACCUGGUUCGAGUGAUGAGGGACAGGUCGAUAGCCCUACAGCUUCAACAGGGGCACGGGGGCUGGUUACAGAACCAGGAUACAACAUUGGGUCAGCUGGGUAGGGUUGUACACAUUGAUGACGAUGGAGACGUUUCCGUUAAGUUUGGAGACAGUCAGUAUCUGUUCAGUCCUGUCUGCCUUGAUGUGGUGGAUCCCAAUUCUCUCUCAGCCAUGGCAAGAGUACCAUCCAUCCCAAACAACCUACACUCCCUCAGACUAUUUGAUCUAACACAACCCAAACAAGCAGAGUUUCUUCCUCCGAUAACCUCUAUUGUGAAGGCAGCCUCCAAAGGAAACCUAGAGAUAGUCAAAGAAAUACUGAGCAACAACAAAGAUAAGGUUGACGAGGUAGAGAACGAGGUCUCCUGUUUACAAGUGGCCAGUCACAGAGGUCAUGAGAAGAUGGUCAAACUGCUCUUGGAGAGAGGGGGUAAUAUAAACAUAGCAGACAAGGAUGGCAACACACCCCUUCAUUUUGCGGUGCAAGGAAAGAAGACUGCCGUAAUCAAACUUCUACUGGAACAUAAUGCAAACGUCUCGUUACUAAAUAGCUCUGGUCAGACAGCAAUACAUCUGGCUAUAGCAAAGGAACAAAAAGAAAGUAUAAAGGCACUUGUCCUAGCCUCAUGUGAUGUGCAUGUAAAGGACGGCAAUGGAGAUACUGCAGUUCAUGCUGCAAUAAGCACACGACAGGAGGCUCUCCUCCAUGCAGUACUCAGAACUCACAGAGUUAAUUUCCAGACGGAGAAUACAGCAGGAUAUGACAUGCUGCAGUGGGCAGUCUAUAAAAACUUAAAGAGUGCUGUUGAAGUUAUUUUGACGAGAUGUAGCCACUGCUUACCGGAGCUGGUCAGUCGGCAAAUCGCCAUCAAUGGAUACUCCGCCCUCCACCUCGCAGCUUACAAUAACUACAGGGAAUGUGCCCACCUUCUCAUUACAAAGGGGGAAAUGAAAUUGGAUUUAGUUGAUGAUCAGUUACAAACACCUCUUCAUAUUUCUGCAAAAGAAGGGCACCUGCCGAUGGUAGAGCUUCUGUUAGAAUUUGACCUGACAGUCAAUGCGCAAGACAAAGAUGGGAAUAGUCCUCUACACCUUGUGCAGAUGAAGCACUCUCAAUUGCAGAAAAGGAAACCUAAUUCUGAGAAAACACACUGCUAUGUGCAAAUAGCCUGCUUAUUGGUGGAAAACGGUGCUGAACUUAACCUAGAAAACCAGCAAGGAAAGACUCCCUUUGAUUUCACCUGCCAACAGUCGCGCUUGUAUUUGGAAAGAAUUUCAAAGGCGGCGAAAGAAAAACGGGCGGCUAACUCUGGAGGAGGCUUGUUUCUUCCUUUGCACUGGUCUGAAAUGGGAAGCAAGGGCUACGAACUUGUCUGCUUGAACCGCGACAGCUUGGAGGAGAAGGCAGAGUUUACCAGUGUAUCCGCUAUGAUAGUUAAUGGACUCCCUAAUGCAGAAGUGACGGAGAUCAUCCGAGUUCAGAAUGAGUAUCUAUGGCAGCUGUAUUCCGUGACAAAGGCAAAGUUUACAAAGAAGUACGGAAGAGGAAAUGAAAACGAGGUCAAGCUUCUCCAUGGAACCAAAUCAGACAAUAUAUUCAAAAUAUGUCAAGAAAAUUUCGAUUUUAAAGUUGCGGGUGAAAAUCUCAGUCCAAUGUAUGGCAAAGGAGUAUACUUUGCUGCCGAAUCCUCUCUCUCCGAUCACUACUGCUCAGAAAAAGAAAGGGAUGGACUAAAAUACAUGUUAAUGGCUCGUGUUCUGGCGGGUAAAAUGGGCUGUGGAUCUCCAGAGCUACGGAGACCUCCGGAUGACUGCGACUGCGCAGUGGAUUCUCCGUCUAAGCCUCGGAUUUUCUGUGUUUUUGACUAUAAUCAACUUUAUCCAGAGUAUGUUAUAAAAUAUAAAAUUAAACAACCUAAAUGAAAUUUAUAUGGAAGUAAAAACCAGCAAAACUCAGCCACAUUCCCUUUAAAACUUGUUUUCUGGCAAACUACUUCCAUAUUGCAAAUAUCUUGAGAAUGAAGCAUCAGGAUUUUUAAUAGGAGACAAGAAACAGAAUUAGAGGUGUUCCUGGAUUCUCAACAAAAUGGGCGCGCGGACCAUGGCUACGCUGAGGCAUCAAUACUAGUCACACACGGAAUUAAAACAUGACAAGAAGUUAUGACUCAGCUAUAGCUUAAUUCAUUUUAUAUCUCAAUUAAAGUUCACAAUGAUC
Molecule: messenger RNA, 3338 nt
Organism: Magallana angulata
Lineage: Eukaryota; Metazoa; Mollusca; Bivalvia; Ostreida; Ostreidae
Product: E3 ubiquitin-protein ligase MIB2-like
Exons: 20
Coding region: 155-3046 (963 amino acids)
Biological process (GO): protein ubiquitination
Cellular component (GO): cytoplasm
Molecular function (GO): ubiquitin-protein transferase activity; zinc ion binding; protein binding
Source: RefSeq, a predicted model, not a curated record